Chelonia mydas (Green sea turtle) is the source of this 1015-nucleotide messenger RNA. RefSeq lists its product as hypothetical. The coding region runs from base 48 to 980 and encodes 310 amino acids. The record is from RefSeq and is a predicted model, not a curated record. NCBI's taxonomy places the organism in Eukaryota, Metazoa, Chordata, Testudines, Cheloniidae. The transcript is spliced from 5 exons.
UGUAGCCAAGAGUCCCUGGCGUAGAAUCGAGCAUUUGGUAACCCCAGAUGCAGGGGAAGUGGGUGCAGCUAACCCAGCUCUCACUGAGCCGAGGCAGUGCCGGCUGGGGCAGAGGCAGGCAAGGGACCAUGGCUGGCUUUAAUGUCCGCAGCGUUCUGGUGACUGGGGCCAGUCGGGGAAUCGGCCUGGGGCUUGCCAAGCAGUUUCUGGGGAAAUCAAACCCACCCAAGUGGGUCUUUGCGACCUGCCGGGAUCCGGAGGGAGCACAAGCACAGGAAUUAAAGACCUUGGCAUCCAGGCAUCCAAACCUGAUGAUUGUUGCACUAGAAGUUACGGACCCAGCCAGCAUCAAGGCGGCAGCAGCCAGAGUUGAGGAGCAUCUGAAAGGCUCGGGGCUGAAUCUGCUGAUAAACAACGCUGGGAUACUGAGGCUGAACACACUAGAGUCUGAGACACCGGAGGACAUGUCCCUGGUGUAUGCAACCAACGUGACAGGGCCUCUCCUGGUGAGCCAGGCGUUCCUGCCCUUGCUGAAGAAGGCUGCCCAGGGAAGCCCCCAGCCAGGGCUGAGCUGUAGCAAGGCGGCCAUUGUCAACAUGUCCAGUGAGGGCGGCUCCAUCACGAAUCCCUUUGCCUGGCAGUUGGGGCAAGUUAUCUCUUAUCGGUGCAGCAAGGCUGCUCUGAACAUGCUCACCAAGUGCCAGUCCUUGGGGUAUGGCGGAGACGGGAUCCUGAGCAUUGCUGUCCAUCCUGGCUGGGUGCAGACUGACAUGGGGAGCUCCGCCUCCCACCAGGUAGGUGCCUCGCUGGGAGAGGCCAGGUGUAGCCUCAUGUCAUGGGCAGAUGUUCAUUGUAGGGGGAAUGGUUACGCUGGAGGCUGUUCCCUUAUCACACCCCCCAUAUUGAUGACACCUCUCAGGGGCUCCCAUCCCAGUGAGGCGGUUGUCAGGACCCAUGUCAGGGUUCCUUCCCCACUCUGAACUCUAGGGUACAGAUGUGGAGACCCACAUGAAAG